This is a messenger RNA of Postia placenta MAD-698-R-SB12, 1143 nucleotides long. RefSeq lists its product as hypothetical. Lineage: Eukaryota; Fungi; Basidiomycota; Agaricomycetes; Polyporales; Adustoporiaceae. The coding region runs from base 1 to 1143 and encodes 380 amino acids. The transcript is spliced from 6 exons. The record is from RefSeq and is a predicted model, not a curated record. Gene Ontology annotation, cellular component: chromosome, centromeric region; nucleus; chromatin. Gene Ontology annotation, biological process: maintenance of mitotic sister chromatid cohesion; mitotic sister chromatid cohesion.
AUGGCAGAGUUCUCGCUACAGUUCUCCUCAACUCCCCUUGCGGAUACCUCCGCGUUCAGAUUGCUCGAGCUACCGCCGGAGCUGUGCAAAAUCGUCGAGGAAGGGUUGAACUCCCCCGCAGGUCCUAGCCUCGUGAUAAAAGGGAACCCGGAUGAAGACGCGGUGCUAUGUACAGCCGACAAGACAUAUACAAUCCGCUCGGUGGUCUUGUCGAACUCCGUGCUGGUAGCGACACCCGAUUCCUCGACGAAGUCUCAAGGAGAUGCCGAUGCGGUUGUCAUCAGAGAUCAACUAAAGGAGAUUCUGGAACUCGCCCCUUCUCUGCCUCGCCUUCGGAGGCUAGACGCACUAUUAAAGGAUGCAGAGUACAAUGAGGGACAUGAGGAUGAGGAUGGUCGCAUGAGCGAGGAUGAAGACAGUGCACCUGUACUGACAUAUGCCGAGGCGCGAGAAACGCUGCAAGCCAGCGAUAUUGAGCUCGAUCGGGGCCUCAGGGACAGGCGAGUACUCAUUCUCGGCGGUUACCUGCGACGCCUCGCCCCUUCCUACCUCACGACCAUCCUCGAACUUCUGCUCACCAACCUUGUGUCUCUGUCGCUUUCGCACGAAGCGGCGUCGGUUGCUGAACUAUGCUCAGCCCUUGAUGGGCAUGACGUGAGUAGGGAUGUGUGUCGGCAGGUGAUGGCCUGGUUCGGUGAGGUCGCAGACGGUAAGUGGAAAGUGAACGUAGCUGCUGCCGUCAAAGAAGUCGGCCUCGGCAUCUUGAGGGCUUACAAGGAUGAUCCAAUCGCGCAGAGUGAGCUCCUUGCUAAGUGGUGUUCAACUGUCGGAGACACAUUCGAAUCUACGGUGUCCCUUGACCUGCUCGCGGGUAACUACCUUGUACAAACUGACACCCUCAAAGACCCACCUGUCACCGCCCUUGCGUAUUUCCCGUCUUCACAGCUCCCUGUCGACCCCGCGGCUCGCUUCACUGAUCUCUUCCUCACGCGACCUCGCUGGAAAGCUGACGAAAUAGUGCCAUUUCUUGCUGACAUUGUUGUCGACUCGAAGGAGCGCGACAAGCUCCUGCUCAAAUAUACUAGAACCAUCACAAACACUGAAGGGAUAUGGUAUACGGCACGCGCAAAAUACAAUGGAUAG